This is a messenger RNA of Topomyia yanbarensis, 3147 nucleotides long. It is a transcript of the gene SF2, whose product is annotated as serine/arginine-rich splicing factor 1A. NCBI's taxonomy places the organism in Eukaryota, Metazoa, Arthropoda, Insecta, Diptera, Culicidae. Gene Ontology annotation, cellular component: nucleus; cytoplasm; ribonucleoprotein complex. The coding region runs from base 128 to 838 and encodes 236 amino acids. The record is from RefSeq and is a predicted model, not a curated record. The transcript is spliced from 4 exons. Gene Ontology annotation, molecular function: mRNA binding.
CAUCAUUUUCAUUUCGUUCAUUGAUCGUGUUGGUUCGAUAAAGUGGUCGUGUGAUUAACGUUCGCGUCAGUUUCAGCCAUCUUGCUAAAAUUUUCGAUCCAGCUGGUUUAAUAUACUAGUAGCUAAAAUGUCUUCACACGGUCGCAACGAAUGUCGAAUUUACGUUGGAAACCUACCGCCAGAUAUACGCACCAAGGACAUCCAAGACCUGUUUCAUAAGUUCGGCAAAGUUACGUUUGUCGACUUGAAAAAUCGCCGGGGGCCGCCAUUUGCUUUUGUGGAGUUCGAAGAUAAUCGCGAUGCCGAUGAUGCAGUUAAGGCUCGUGAUGGUUAUGACUAUGAUGGGUAUAGAUUGCGAGUGGAAUUUCCACGUGGUGGUGGACCCGGUAGUUAUCGGGGCAGUCGCGGAGGAAACAGCGACCGUGGUGGUGGUGGCCGGGACCGGAACAAUCGUGGUCCGCCAGCUAGGCGUUCCCAGUUCCGAGUGGUCGUCACUGGUUUGCCAUCUUCCGGCUCUUGGCAGGAUCUGAAAGACCACAUGCGAGAAGCAGGCGAUGUUUGCUUCGCCGAUGUAUACAAAGAUGGAACCGGAGUAGUUGAGUUCUUGCGUCAUGAGGACAUGAAGUAUGCCAUAAAAAAAUUGGAUGAUUCCCGGUUCCGAUCCCAUGAAGGAGAGGUUGCCUACAUUAGGGUGCGAGAGGACUCUUCAACUGACGAUAGACGAGGCGGAGAACAUCGUGAUCGUUCCUACUCUCCUCGCAGACGUCGUGGCACGCCAACAUAUUCGCCAGUUCAGCGUAGUUUCUCGCGGUCCCGUUCUCGUUCAUUCAACUAUUAGAUUGAGCGACAAAAAUGACGAAAACACCGGACGAAUCCUACCGGAUGGAUUCCAAGUAAUUUGAUGAUUUUUGUAUUCUAUAUCCAAAUGUAGCGCAGUUUUACAAUAGCACCACUUAACAUCCGCGACUAAGCGUAGCCUACACCGCAAUACCUUCCGUAUCAACAGAUUGCAAUCAACGAAUACUGUCUGUUGGCAGUUCUAUCAUUUAAGGAAUAGUUUAGUCAUUUUAGUACAUUCCUGAGGUAGAAAUCAUUUUAAGUGACAGAAAAAAAACUAGUUUCAAGAAUUGGAAAUCUUAUAAUUUAUGACUGUAUGAAUCUUGAGUUAUAACACAUUCAAUACUUCAAACAAUUAGAUCGAAGUAGAAGAAGCAAUAGCUAGACGUUUUGAUUUAUCAAACGGUUUUGUAGUAGAGAUGAGAACGUUAUUCCUGGGACAUUUUAAUAUCUAAUGUGUUCUGAAAAUUCCUUCUAGCCUCUGAAUCGUGACAAGAUCUCUGUCAGAAACCGGAUGGAUCGAUAUGCUUCUUUCGUCAUCUAUCAAUGAAUAUGUAUUGUGUCCAUUCUAAAACCUGUUUCUUCUUCUUCCAAACAGGGUAAAAGGAAAGUUAUUGCAAUUUAUGCCUGGAGCGCAUUGUCGCUGAUGUGACGCAAAAGUUUCCCACUAGGAUUUAGGAUCAGGACCCGAGGGAUUUUUAGGACGGACUGGUAAAGAUUGGAUUCCCUUUCUCUCGUUUAAUACGCAUAAUGGAUCACUGAACAGAAUAGGACAGGAUUCAGGACAUGCGCGAUAUGCAAUACACACGGCUUCACUAGUCUGUCUGUUGCAUCACUUCUCUCGGAGGAAACAGAUUCAGGAAUCGCAGGAUAUAUUGGACUCAGGGAUUCUGCUUCUCACAUUGAUGUGCUGACAAACAGCAUUACGAAGGGUAAUGAAAUUUCACACCCAUCUCAAUCUGUCUUUUUUCUUUGCAUUUCAUUUUGAAUUUCAUAUGAAAGCAAGAGAGGGACGGAAACAGUGGGCACCAAAAUUCGUUGGUCCUUCAAAUAUAUUGCUUGCCUUGUUUUUUGAUAAUUUGUAAGACAAUUUGUCUAUAAUUGUGUUGUUGGAAAUAAUCGAACAGUGAAUGGUUGACGAUACAGAAGUAAUUGCUGUAUUCGAGGAGCGCUAAUAUUGAAGUUUUAUUUAAUAUCUACGCAAACUGACAUUGGAAACUGAAAGCUAGCAUAUUCAGGUGAAUGUAUUGAAGCAGCUGACGAAAUAUGGAGACGCAAAUAAUAAUACAAAUGGAUAUUCCGAUGGAGAAAAAAUUGAGUGAACGGAAUCUAAAUCUCAUGUUUCAAAGCACACCGCUGUGCCUCCCGUUGGACUAAGGAAAAUCACUUGGGACUAGAGGACGGUAUAAACGAUAGUAUGUUGUUAAAUAUCGGAACAUUUAUCCAUAGUCUCAGUUUAUUUGAAAUCAAAUCCAGCAUUGUAAUUGAAAGUUCCAACAACACUUUUGUAGAUGAAUGUUUAUGCAUAAUCAAUUUGGGGUGUUUUUAAAUUUUAUUUAAAAAACAUCAAAUAUGUGGGGCCCAUAGAACAACCUUUCAAGGAUUUCGUUUAUGAAUACAACACCACUUGGAUCUUGCAUGGAGUUCGCAAAAUUAGGAUGUAACAAACAUGGACCUCGCGGGAUAUCUUAUUUUCAGUUUUGAGCUCGUUUGUGGAAAUUCAGAAUUGCUUUCAUUUGCGAUAAGUCGAAAGGACGUCGUGGGAGUAGAUCUUCUCUCUGUUCAAGGCUAACCUUUUUUCGCUGCAUCAUGGAAAUGUCCAAUGGAACGUUGUCAAAGCAAGGAGGAAGGACCUAAUGGUGUGUAUUAUCUUGAUUAAUUUUAUUCUUUCACAGAAGGCAUUUGCAAUUUUUCAUAACCUUUCCUCAAUCAAAUUCUGCAUACAAUACACUUAUAAAUACUGUUUCAAUAUUUCCUCAUCAAAAGUCAACUUAUGUUGAAAAGGCGUUUUAGCAAUCAAUUUUUUUGGUUCAAAUGUAUUGCUAAGUGAUAUUCUAACACGUAGAGAAAAGCAUGUGAAUUUCCGUUGAACAAAAUCUUUCUUUUUAUUAAAACGAACACGUUCUCUGCCGUGGACGCUAUUAAAUUGUCUUAACUAUCUUACAUUUGCAUUACAAUCACCGUAUCGAUGGCGGAAGGUAAUUUCUGGAAAGUGGUGAAGUAUUUGGAUCUAGUUAUAUUUCACCUUUAAACAGUAAGUAAAAACUGGAACCUGGUCAUUCAUAAUAAAAAAUGCGAUUUCAAACCAAA